Molecule: messenger RNA, 624 nt
Organism: Cyphellophora attinorum
Lineage: Eukaryota; Fungi; Ascomycota; Eurotiomycetes; Chaetothyriales; Cyphellophoraceae
Exons: 4
Coding region: 1-624 (207 amino acids)
Source: RefSeq, a predicted model, not a curated record
AUGUCAUCUGGCAGCGGAAUCGGAGGUGGACAGCGUGCCCAACCAGCAACCAGCAAAGCCAACAGCCUCCAACAGCAGCUAUCUCCUCCGGGAAGCCCAGCUCUACCACCAUUUGAUCGACAAGUAUCCACUGCUCAGCCUCCAAAGAUUAUCUUCGAAAUGGUUCAAAUCAAGGCCCUCGUCACCCUCAUGCUCGUGGGAACUUCCCUUGCAGCACCUCUCACCCGCCGCCAGCUCGCCGGCGAGGGUGCAGCAGCUGAUUCUCUGCUUACCGACACUGACAACGGUGUUGGAUAUGGCACCGAGAACGCUGAGGACAACAUCGCCAACACCAUCUCUAGCAUCACGGGAGACUCAGCGGGCAACACCAGCGGUGGUGGCUCAAGCGGAAGCCCACCUCCUCCACCUCCCCCCAAAGGAGGUCACAAGCGUCAGUUGGACAAGGUAUCUGCCGGUCUUCAGGCAAUUGGCAACUCUGCUGGCCUCGGCGAUGCCACGGCACCUGUCACAUCAGCGGGAGAAUCAAUUGAUGGCACACUGACUGGUGAUGCCGCCAAUGCCGGUGCUGAGCUUGGCAGCACUGAAGAGACCACAUUGGAGAAUGCUGGCAGUUCUGUCCCAUAG